AUGAAGAGUACUCAGAGUCUCCAUCAGGAGGCUACCCAGUCUACGUUAUCGGUCAAACACGAGCCAGUAUCGAUGGUGACACCCCUUCUCAACCCCAGCGAUGCAACUCUUGCUCCACAAGGCUGGCCAACAUCGCCGAGCCGCAUCAAGCACCCUUCAUCUACAGUGCUACUGGUUGGAGCUUUUGAAAUAGCUCUAUUAGCAUUCUCAUCAUGCUUCAUCAUCUUUUCGUUAGUAGUCAUGUCUUACGAUGGCAAACCCACAAGCGAGAAUUCAACGGCUACCAGCGUUCUCACGAAAGCGACUAGACAUAGUCCUACCGUCUUCCCGCUGCUCUUCGCUUCAGUCAUUGGGCGAGCAACUCACGCAAUACUUCUUUGGCGGCUAGAGAAGGGCGAACGCAUCCAAGUCCUCGAUACGUUGGCUACAAGCACAUGCCUCACGAGUAAAGUUACCUCACAGAUUCAACUCCGCCAGAUCAGUGUCUUGAGUAUGUUGCUCGUUGUUAUAUGGGCGCUAUCACCGACUGGGGGCCAAGCAUCACCCCAGCAAAUGUCCACUGACAUGACGUAUAACACCACCUCGUUAACAUUCAAACACGUCGUACCAUUUGGAAAUAUGCUUGUAUACGAUAUGCGCGCGUGCGAUCGCUCGGCUGUAGAUAACCUCUUUAUCGGCGCCAUGCUUACUUCUUCGAGGAUUAGAGCCUCCUCACUAGAUGUCUGGGGCAAUGUCAAAGUACCCAGAAUCGAGCACUACGAAGCUACUGUAGACACAGACAGUCAAGGAUAG
Messenger RNA from Alternaria atra, 792 nucleotides. RefSeq lists its product as uncharacterized. The coding region runs from base 1 to 792 and encodes 263 amino acids. NCBI's taxonomy places the organism in Eukaryota, Fungi, Ascomycota, Dothideomycetes, Pleosporales, Pleosporaceae. The transcript has 2 exons. The record is from RefSeq and is a predicted model, not a curated record.